Molecule: messenger RNA, 3486 nt
Organism: Limanda limanda (common dab)
Lineage: Eukaryota; Metazoa; Chordata; Actinopteri; Pleuronectiformes; Pleuronectidae
Gene: ilvbl
Product: ilvB (bacterial acetolactate synthase)-like
Exons: 14
Coding region: 223-2091 (622 amino acids)
Biological process (GO): L-valine biosynthetic process
Cellular component (GO): acetolactate synthase complex
Molecular function (GO): acetolactate synthase activity; flavin adenine dinucleotide binding; magnesium ion binding
Source: RefSeq, a predicted model, not a curated record
GGUAUAAAAAGGUCAAAGCAGCACUCACGGAAGUAGAGUCUUUGCUGAAGAGUCUCCCGGAACUCUUCUACGGGCAAACUGACCUUUCAGUGACAGGGACGGCUUCUAAAAAUGGCCGUGUAGCAGUUGUUAGGAGCAGCGUUAGUACCUUAGCUUAGCCUGAAUCCUGAAGUGGAUGAGUUGAGAGCAGGUUCGAAUAUCCAGUGAAGCUCAGGUGACAACAUGGAGAGCCUGAGCUCCGUCCUCGGGUGCUGUGCUGGCGUCGCGGUGUGUGCCCUCCUGUUGGCAGCCUACAAACUGGGUUUAGUCUACCAGCUGUUCCACAAGACUGAAACACAGAGUCCACGACAUGGAGGCGAGAGCGUGGCAGAGGUGCUCCGCAGCCACGGGAUCAAGUUUGUUUUCACUCUUGUGGGUGGACACAUCUCUCCUAUCCUGGUGGCUUGCGAGAAGCUCGGCAUCCGCAUCGUGGACACCAGGCACGAAGCCACCGCUGUCUUUGCUGCCGAUGCCGUGGCAAGACUGUCAGGCACUGUUGGUGUAGCUGCUGUCACUGCUGGCCCAGGUCUCACUAACACAGUGACGGCGGUGAAGAAUGCUCAGAUGGCUGAAUCCCCAUUGCUUCUCAUAGGCGGAGCUGCUGGUACACUUCUUCAGGGCCGAGGAGCGCUGCAAGAUAUUGACCAGAUGUCUCUGUUCAAGCCGCUGUGUAAGUUCUGUGCAUCCAUCAGGACGAUCCGAGAGAUCGUACCUACGAUGAGGAAGGCCCUGGCCAUCGCCCAGUCUGGAACUCCUGGUCCUGUUUUCAUAGAGUUCCCCAUCGACACGCUGUACCCCUACCACCUGGUAUCCAAAGAGUUUGGGGUUAAGAACCCUCCCAAGGGCUUGAUGGGAAAAAUUGUCUCAUGGUACCUCAAUAACCACCUGAUAAACCUGUUUGCUGGAGCCUGGGAGACUAGAGAUGCGUCUCCACUUCCUGUUGACAUCCCACAUGCCACAGAGGAUCAGGUUCAAAGGUGCAUAGAGCUAGUGAGUCGAGCCAAGAAACCUGUUAUUCUGCUCGGUAGCCAAGCAACACUACCCCCAACGCCGGCUGAUGACAUUAGGAAGGCAUUGGAGGACCUGGGCAUCCCAUGCUUCCUUGGGGGCAUGUCUCGUGGCAUGCUGGGUAAAAACAGUCCCAUCCACAUUCGUCAGAACAGGAGAGAUGCUCUGAAGGACGCUGACUUGGUGCUUUUAGCAGGCACCGUGUGUGACUUCCGCCUGAGCUACGGCAGAGUUCUCAACAGACGGAGCAAGAUCAUCGCCGUCAACAGAGAUAAAUCACAGCUGCUGAAAAACUCUGAUAUGUUCUGGAAACCAACUAUAGCAAUUCAGGGUGACGCUGGUUCAUUCUUAGUGCAGCUUUCUAAAGGGCUGAAGGGUCACCGCUGUCCAGAAGAAUGGCCUCAGAGCCUCAAAACAGGAGAUUUGACCAAAGAAAAUACAAAUCGAGCUAAAGCUGAUGAGAAGACAGACCGCCACUUGAAUCCACUGAAAGUCCUGCACUGUGUGGAUGAGCUGAUGUCAGAGGACAGCAUCAUUGUUGCCGAUGGGGGAGAUUUUGUUGGAAGUGCUGCUUACAUUAUGAGACCAAGAGGGCCUAUGCGCUGGCUAGAUCCAGGAGCCUUUGGAACGCUGGGAGUUGGAGGAGGAUUUGCACUGGGAGCUAAACUGUGCCGGCCGGACUCUGAGGUGUGGAUAGUGUAUGGUGACGGCUCCUUAGGAUACAGUGUUGCAGAGUUUGACACGUUUACGAGACACAAGACUCCAGUUAUUGCUGUGGUGGGAAAUGACGCGUGUUGGAGUCAGAUCUCUAGAGAGCAGGUUCCCAUCCUCGGCAGCAACGUUGCAUGUGGCCUUGCAUUUACAGAUUAUCACACAGUGGCAGACGGUUAUGGCGGUAAGGGCUACCUUGUAGGGCGUGAGGAUGAGGACAGGCUGAGCGACAUCAUCAGACGGGUUCAGAAGGAGACCGCGGAGGGCAGGGCCACACUUCUCAAUGUUCUGAUCGGGAAGACCAACUUUAGAGAGGGCUCGAUCUCUGUUUAGAGCUGCACCGCUAGGGCUGAGUUGUACUGUCAGGCUCUGUGACGGAUUUUCAGCAAAAGGGAAGGUAUUGUUUAGCCAAGCCCUGACCAGACCUCUGCUAUUCCUGUGUGCCCUUAAAGCCAUAUUCCACACAUAUUUCCACAGUAUGCUGCUCUCUCAUAACAGCUCAGUUAGUAACACAUGAAUAUUAUUAUCAUGUUACUCUCCAUAACCACUUGAUUUAUGACUAUAUAUUUGCUGCAGAUAUUAACUGCCAAGUUCUACAUAGCCUCAGAUCAAAUGGAAAAUGUCAUAUUUCGUUGUGUGAGCUACUUUCAGGGCUAUGUUGUGCUCUUUGAAGACAACCGAUGUAUUUCAAGAAGGGAAAGAGAAAAGUAAGAACAACUUGUUUUUACCUGCUCAGGAGCUCUGGGGGUGGGUUGGGGGCGUCAGAUUAUUUUUGCUCUUCAACCAGCCUGUUAUCACUUGGAAAGCAAAACAAAUAAUUCAGUCACAUAUAAUAAACCAGCAGAUAAUCCGGUGACAGAAAAUCUUUCUGCUCGAGAGAGACCAUCGUCUUAAGUCAUCAAAUAUGAAGAAUAUGCCUUUUCCUGUUUGUUUUUUUACAAGGGUCUGUGGAAUCUUUCAGCUGUGAUAUUUUUUUGUGGGUUUGGAUGAAAAUGUGUUUAAUGGGAAAUAUUUUUUGAAUAUUGAAGACUGACAAAUGGUAUGCCUUUAAAUGUCUGAUUGUAUCUCUGAAUACAUUGAUAUGUAUCGAUUGAAAAUAUGUUGGUGUUUGAAAUUAGUGGUGGACCGAUGUGUUUUUUUUAAUGGCCAGUGCUGAGGCUAAUAUUUAGAGAGAGUGGUUGAUUGACGAUAUACAAUGUUUUUAUUUUUUGCAUCUGAUAAAAAAUAAUUAUUUAAGACCUCUGGUACAAAAUUGUUGAACUUAAAUAAUCAUUUAUUUAUCACAAAUAUAUUAUUCAAAAAACAUCUGCAUUAUCUAUUUGUUUUAGCAGAUAUGCACUCUACUUCUAAAUUUCAAAAGACUUCAUAGAUAAAAGAAAGUGUAACAAAGUGUUUGCAGACACUUAUUGACCUUUGCUAGUCCAGGCACCAACACGUGUUUAUCUAAUAUGAUAUUGCCCUGAUCAAUCGGCCGACCAAUCAAUCCGUAUGUCACUAAUUCAAAUUAUAUUUAAUACUAACUUGUAUGCAGUGAUGCUUGUUAAAAUGAUGCCUAUACAUAAUAUGUAUUGCACUAUAAUUAUAACUUAUUUACACAGCAGGUGAACAUGUAUGUGUUCUGUGUUAUUUGGUGCUUUGAGGGUUUGUCAACAGUUUGAUCAUGAAAUCUUCAUUUUGAUUAAUUGUCAAAUAAAUUGAGAAGAAAGUGGUAAUCACUGAGCAUUCAAA